AGGCGGAGCCAGGGAGAAAGUGAGCCAGGGGCCCAGGGCUUAAUCUGGAGCCCUUUUAAGGGAAGAGGAGGAGCCCAAAGGAGGAGGAGGAGGAAAUGGCGGCGGGGAGGCCCUGGCUUUCAUUGUAACAAAAGAGACGGUGAUGCCGAACAAGAAUGAAGUACGCCUGUCUUUCCUUCAGACAGCCCUAUGCCGGGUUGGUUUUAAACAAAGUCAAAACCAUAGAGACCCGUUGGCGGCCGUUGUUGGCUGAGUACAAGGCCUGCACCCUUGCUGUCCACAUUGCCAUCAAAGACUGGGACGAUGACACCUGGAAAGACAUCCUGGCAAAGAGACUUGGCAUGACACAGAGUCAAAUUGAAGCACUAUUAGAUAGCGGUGAAAGGUUUGGCAGAGGUGUUAUUGCAGGAUUAAUUGAUAUUGGGGAGACAUCGCAAUGUCCUACAAACUUACCUCCUGAAGACAUGUCCAUACUGGAAAAUAAAGCCAUACUCUCUGGCCUUGAACAGAAAUACUUAACUGUUAUUUCAAAUGCCAGCUGGCUAUUGGAGCCCAUUCCUGCCCGAGGGCACAAAGAUGUCUGGCAGGUAGACAUCCCAGAAGAACUGAUUCCUUCCAUGGAAAUCUCUUGAAGUUGUCGUCUAUGUGGUUCCUUGGUCCUGUGUUUUCUGAGUCAAAAGGAGGCUAGUUUUCAGCUGGAAAAACCUGUUGGUGCUGCCUUUCCCAGCUGGACCCAAGGAUCAGUAUUACAAAGAUUGGAGCACAGCUAUUCUGCAUUUGGGUGAGAUCAUUGUAGUAUACAGGGAGUAGUAAUGUAAUGACUAGAUACAUAAUGUGUGUACAGUAUCUUUUAAGGCUUUUCUUGGAUAAUUGGACAUUGUACAUUAACUUGUAAAGUGAUACAUUAAUAAUUGUUUAUGUAAAAUACUGAUAAAUACUCAGUCUCAAUCUCCUCCCCAAAGUCUCCAUUCUAGGCACAUUGUUUUCACUAGUAAUUUGGUCCAGUAUCAAAUGGCUACAUGCAGGUCUAGAGCCAUUACUAUCCUAUAGAUAUGUGUAUAUUUUGCAAACUAAAAAUAAAUCACGGUGUUAAAGGGCCUGGAGUCAGUGGACAGCAGCUUUGUGGAUAGGCUCUGCCCAUGUUUUUCCCAAGACAAAACCCUUAGUUCUUUAAAGGUUAAGGGACAAGGAGAAAUUAAGACAUUAGCUGCUGCUUUCCCUGGUAUUUGUGGUGCAGCACUGGGAAAGCUGCACCUUUUGAAUUCCUGUCAAUUAUGCUGGAGCAUUUGUCAAGAAUAAGGCAAUGCCUAUUCAGGUUCAUCCUUUUAGACUUAGGCUGCACCCGUAGUACAUAAAUGAUGCUAUUUGACAAUUUUAACUGCCAUGGGAUUUGUAUUUUUGUGAAUUUAGCUUCCCCAGAGAGCUCUGGUGCUACAACUACAAAUCCCAAGAUUCCAUAGCAUGGAGCCAUGGCAGUUAAAGUGGUGUCAAACUGCAUUAAUUCUGCAGUGCAGAUGCAGACCCAGUGACAGAAGCAGGUUUACCCAUAGUCAUUCUUAUCAUAAUGCUGCACACUCUUAUUUGCAGUUGUAGACACCCUUUGGUAGAAUCUUAGGAAUUCCUUCAAUCGGUCUUGAUUUUGUGCUUGAAUGUAUUAUUAUUAUUAUUAUGAUCAUUAUAAUUAAUGUUUAUUUGUAUUGUGCCAUAAAUUUGCAUGGCACUUUCCAGAAUAUACCCAGUCUUAUGUUUGUCUCAUCCUUAUUAAGUACUCAGCCAUGGAGUUGCCUUCUCUCUUGCCAUCACGACACUUGCUUUCUGUCCCACUCCAAUCACCUUACUACUAUUUAUAGUGUCCCUUCCAACCUUUUGCAUCUCAUAGCACUCCUGUCCAUCCACAAAUGCCAAAUCUGGGGAAAUACAGCUAUACAAUACUGUUUUUCUGAACCGAGUUUCUUAAAAUGCUACAGAGAUUUGAACAUGCCUAUUAGGAGAAUGUCCACUUUGGUUUAGAUUAUGAAGACAGUUCUUUGGGCCAUUUCAUGUGUUUUUAAUAUGCACAUAUUCAUUUUAUGCAAAAACAUAGGACAGGAAAUUAACAUUUGGCAGUACUGAGGGAGUUUUAGACUUGGCAAAUAGUUAAAAUCAUUUGAGUUGCACAAUUUUAAAGCUUCCCCCAAUAUUCCUAUGAAGCCUAACAUUUAUUUUAGUAAAAUAUUUAUAUUCCACCGUAUAUCUGAAGAACUGGCACACCGUGACUCCCAAACCAGUUGAACUGGUUUGGCUGUUGAACUAUGAAUGGACGUCAUGGUUUGAUUCCUUGCUUGGCCAUGGAAACCCACUGGAUGACUUUGGGCAAGUCACACUCUCUCAGCCCCAGAAACCCCCACCAUAGGGUCACUGUAAGUAUGACUUAAAGGCACACAACAAUAACAAGCCAGAUGCCUAAGUCCAAUUGUUAGUCCCAAUUAGAAUAGACCUGUUUAAUCAAUGGUAACUUGGCAAGUCACUUAAUUUUCUUUGAUUCAGUGGUCCACUCUAGUCUCCCAUCUUUCUCCCACCAUGGGAUCCAAGACAACGUACAUUAUAAAAGCACAAUACAAUUAACAUUUGAAUUGAAGCCAAAGCCUUUUCAGAUCAGAACUUGGAAACAUUAUUUUCCAGAAUGCAAUUCCCAUAACUGUUGAGAGGCUGGCUGGCGGAUAAUGGGAAUUGUGGUCUAAAAAAGUAACCUUUCGAUGCUGCCUAUCCUUCAGUUCUCAUCAUGUUAUUCUAGAUAGCUUAAAAGCUUCCCCCCCCCUUUGCAUCAAGGUUUAACAUAGCAGCUGUUUUGCUUACAAUGUGACAAAUAUAUUGGUGGUUCUAUCAGUAUUAGUACAUAAUUACAGUAUUCCUCAUCACUCUAAUUGAUAUAAGUCAGUAUCCAGUAAGCUUCCACAAUGAAAAGGAAUAACUAAAUGUCAGAUGGCCAAAAGUAGAUUAAUUUAAAAACACUGAUUUUUAUUUUUAAGCAUUUGUUAUUUCUCCACACGCAAACAUGUAUAAUGGAAGCAGGGGGACCUGAUAUGAAAUAUGCGAUAUUUUGUCAAUGCAUUUUAGACCUCACAAUGACUACACAAUAAUAAUGGUUAUGUCAUAAUUGCAUCACUUUGUGGUGCAAGAACUAGAUGAAUGAUGCCAAAAUAGUUUCUCAGAUGAAAUGGUAGGUCACUUUAUGGAAACAAGUACUUGUCAGAGAAUGCGCUAGCUUUGCCUUGAAUAAAAAUGGAUUGUUUUUUGAGUUA
Molecule: messenger RNA, 3281 nt
Organism: Sceloporus undulatus (fence lizard)
Lineage: Eukaryota; Metazoa; Chordata; Lepidosauria; Squamata; Phrynosomatidae
Product: protein EOLA1-like
Exons: 3
Coding region: 156-632 (158 amino acids)
Source: RefSeq, a predicted model, not a curated record